Messenger RNA from Arabidopsis arenosa, 829 nucleotides. NCBI's taxonomy places the organism in Eukaryota, Viridiplantae, Streptophyta, Magnoliopsida, Brassicales, Brassicaceae. The record is from the annotation of a GenBank genome assembly.
ACAAUAAUUUUUUUUUUAAAACAUGGAAAGGAGUGGUAGGAGAUGGAUUCAUGGCUCGUGAUCUAACGUUCCAGAACACGACGGGACCAGACGCUAAUCAAGCGGUGGCGUUUAGAUCCGACAGCGAUUUUUCUCUGCUCGAGAAUUGUGAGUUCCUUGGGAACCAAGAUACUCUCUAUGCCCAUGGUCUUCGUCAGUUCUACAAAAACUGCCGUAUCCAAAGAAAUGUUGACUUCAUCUUUGGCAAUUCAGCUGCUGUCUUUCAAGACUGUGAAAUCCUAAUCGCACUGCGGCAACUUAAUCCCGAAAAGGGAGAGAAAAACGAAGUCACUGCCCAAGAGUACAUGGAGCUGUUUAAAGCUAAACCUAAGGUGCAUAAGAAUUUCUUGGGGAGGCCAUGGAAAGAUCACUCUAGGAAUGUGUUUAUAGGUUGUAAUUUAGAGGCUUUGAUAACUCCUGAUGGAUGGUUACCGUCGAGCGGGGAUUUCGCCCUCAAGACGCUUUAUUACGGUGAAUCUAAGAACACGGGUCCGGGAUCAGAUAGGUCACAAAGGGUUUCAUGGAGCAGUGAGAUAGAGGAUGAGCAUGUUCAUGUGUAUUCGGUGGCUGACUUUAUUCAGGCUGAUGAGUAGGCUUCGACAUAGUCUUAACUCAAUCUUUAAGACUAUAAAGGGUUUUGUAAUGUUUUAAGAGAAGAAAACCUUCUCAUUGUACUUUAGUUGAUAAAGUGUUUUAAACAUAAAAGCAAACAUUUCAUUCAUGUUAUAUCAAUUGAGAGUUCAUAAUCUUAGGACUAAUUGAAGUAAAACAAUAAAAUUUCAAAAUUUGG